AUGGGUGUUCCGCAGAGUGAGAGAAAAAUGGAAGGGUGGCUCUAUCUCAUUCGCCCCAACCGGUUUGGUCAGCCUUACUCACGUAAGAGGUACUUCAUUCUCAAAGACAAUAUCCUCAGAAGCUUCAAGAUCCAACCCUCUUCCCAAAUGGAGGAGCCAGUUAGAAGUGCAAUGAUCGACUCCUGCAUUCGGGUUAAUGACAAUGGAAGGGAGAGCAUCAACAGAAAAUUGUUCUUUAUUUUCACCGUCUAUAAUGCUACAAAUCAAAGUGAUAAGCUUAAGUUGGGAGCGAGUAGUACAGAAGAAGUAGCAAGAUGGAUACGUUCCUUGCAGGAUGCUGCAUUGAAGGAGUGCCCAGCUCCAGCAAAGAAUCUUGUGGCUUAUUCCAAGAAGAGACGUUCAACUUUGAGAUAUGGAGGCUCAAAAAGCGCAGAUUGGAAAUACUCAUACUCUGACAUCAAUUUUCAGUCAUGCAUAUACACUGAAGCCAUGACCUCUGAUGUUAUUGCACCUUCACCAUGGAAGAUUUUUGGUUGUCAGAAUGGCCUAAGGAUGUUCAAAGAAGCCAAAGACUGGGAUUCACAUGGAAGUCAUUGGGGUGAUCACCCAGCAAUAAUGGCAGUUGGUGUGGUUGAUGCAACUUCAGAGGAUAUCUUCCAUACUCUUAUGUCUCUUGAUCCCUCAAGAUCAGAAUGGGACUUUUGUAUUUAUCGAGGCAACGUGGUUGAUCACCUUGAUGGUCACACAGAUAUUAUUCACCUGAUGCUGUACAAUGAUUGGCUACCAUGGGGAACGAAACCAAGAGAUUUAUUACUACGAAGAUAUUGGAGGAGAGAGGAAGAUGGCACAUAUGUGGUAUUGUACCAUUCUGUAUAUCAUUCCAAGUGUCCACCCAAGAGCGGCUACGUCCGAGCUUGCCUUAAAAGUGGAGGAUUUGUGGUGAGUCCUGUUAACAAAGGAACGCAAUCAGUUGUAAGACAUAUGCUUGCUAUUGAUUGGAAGUUUUGGAAAUUGUAUUUGCGCCUCUCAUCUUCAAGAUCCAUAACCAUUCGUAUGCUUGAGAGAAUUGCCGCAUUAAGAGAGUUGUUUAGAACCAAAACAGGAAAUUGCUCUGCUGAAGUUGAGCCAAUUACAAUGACCAAAGAUAUUGGGUUGCCUCUUAAUGUAAAGGAGGAAAUUAAGACACAAGUUCCAAAAAAGAAUGGAAAGGUUGAGGAUCUUAUUGUAAUGACAGAUGAGGAGGAGAAAGAACAUGGUGGUCCUACAAGUUUAAUGGGAAUGAAUGAUGCUGAUGAGUUCUUUGAUGUUCCUGAAUCUACGGACUAUGAUCCCUUUGAGAAUGAAUGGCACUCUGACAUGGGUUCAGAACAACUGACUGCGUCCCACCCCAGAAUAUCUUCAGCUGCUGGUUUGGUAAAAAAAUUACACGACCUUGCAGUUCACAAAAAGGGGUAUAUGGACUUGCAAGAGGCUGCUAGGGAGGAAAGUGCAUCAUGCUCUUAUGGAUCCACUCUUCUUAAAGAUCCAAAUUGUACUUUACCCAAUAGCUGGGCUGCUUCUGAUCCAUCUUUGUUCUUGGUUCGAGGAGAAAAUUAUUUACAAGACCAGCAGAAGAUCAAGGCAAACGGCACUUUGAUGCAAUUGGUUGGUGUAGAUUGGCUUCGUUCUAACACACGAGAAGAUAAUUUGAGUGGUCGUCCUGAUUCCAUAGUUCAGCAAUAUGCAGCAAAAGGUGGUCCAGAAUUCUUUUUUGUUAUCAACAUACAAGUGCCCGGAAGUCCCAAUUAUUCCAUUUCACUCUACUAUAUGAUCAAAACGCCUUUGGAAGACAAUCCCUUAUUGCUGAGCUUUGUAGAAGGAGAUGAUGCCUAUAGGAACUCAAGAUUCAAGCUGAUACCAUAUAUUUCUAAGGGAUCUUGGAUUGUCAAGCAAAGUGUUGGAAAGAAAGCAUGUUUGGUGGGGCAAGCGCUAGAAACAAUUUAUAUUCGUGGGAAGAACUAUCUAGAGCUUGAUAUCGAUGUUGGAUCUUCAACAGUAGCAAGGGGGGUAGUGAGCCUAGUUCUUGGAUACCUGAACAAUUUGGUGGUAGAAAUGGCAUUUUUGAUACAGGCUAACACACAAGAUGAACUCCCAGAAGUCCUCCUUGGAACAUGUCGACUAAAUCACAUGGAUGCAUCAAAAGCAAUUUUUGUGACAUCAUAG
Molecule: messenger RNA, 2202 nt
Organism: Abrus precatorius (Indian licorice)
Lineage: Eukaryota; Viridiplantae; Streptophyta; Magnoliopsida; Fabales; Fabaceae
Product: protein ENHANCED DISEASE RESISTANCE 2-like
Exons: 21
Coding region: 1-2202 (733 amino acids)
Molecular function (GO): lipid binding
Source: RefSeq, a predicted model, not a curated record